Messenger RNA from Ciona intestinalis (vase tunicate), 2573 nucleotides. Its product is annotated as PAX3- and PAX7-binding protein 1. Lineage: Eukaryota; Metazoa; Chordata; Ascidiacea; Phlebobranchia; Cionidae. Gene Ontology annotation, molecular function: DNA binding. The record is from RefSeq and is a predicted model, not a curated record. Gene Ontology annotation, biological process: mRNA splicing, via spliceosome. Gene Ontology annotation, cellular component: nucleus.
AGGUUUGGAUAAUGUGGUAGAAUUUACUGAUAAAAUGUUCAAGAAAAGCAAUAAAUCAAAGUUGCGGAAAAGAAGAAACUCUGUAGAAGAGGAUGAAGACUUGGAUAAAAAGAAUAAUUCAUCAAAAAAUAACCAAACUGAGACUGUUGUAAAUCCUAAAACGGAAAAGGUUAAAAAAUCAAAGAAGCCUGCAGCAGUGUCACUCCUCAGUUUUGAUGAUGAAGAAGAAGAGUCCGAGAUCCAGCUGAAAAAGUCUUCCAGGAGCAAGCGGAUUGCAAAAAAGAUCAAAAAACGAACUCAAGAGGAGAAAGAGGCGGAAUUAAACCCUCAAGUCGCUCAGAUAAAACCGUCUAAGUUUGUCAAAGAGAAUGCUCCAGAAACUCAUAUUUUCCGACCCAAGGCAGCCGCACCAGAGGUUGAGGAGAAACCUCGUUUCCAACCACAUACGGUUACAAAAGGAGCGAUCCCAUCACCAUCCAUGAUCCAUGCGGCUCGGAAGCAAAGGGAGAUGUUAAGGAAGUUUGGAUCGGAAUUUAUCCCCGUGGAUGACACACAGACUUAUAAAGAAAAUAAAUCUAGGUUGGUGAGGGAAGAUGACUAUGAUAACAGCAGUGAUGAUGAAAUUAUUGAGAUGAAGGGAAUUAAGAGCAAUAAGAGCAUCCAGUCUAAUAAAUAUGUUCCUAAUGAAUCUGAGGAGUCUGAGGAUGGAGAAAAUAAUGAAGCAAAUGUGGAUGAAGAGGUUAAUAGAUGGGAGGAAGAAAUGAUAAAGAAAGGGAGUCAGCAGAUUCCUGGUCAACCUGAGCAAAUGUAUCUGUAUCAAGCUGCUGCACCACAACCUGCUCCGUAUGAUAGUUAUGGGUUUGGUCAGUCCUAUUAUGCUCCUGAGGCACAAAAUCCUGUACCAGUGAAUAAUGUAGAAGCAAAAAGUAAUUUAACGUUUGAAAUCAUUAAAAAACGCUUGAGCGAACAUCUGGUAUCUGCUAAGGAAGUACACAGAAGCCACAAAGCUGAAAUGGACUCAAUUGUUUUUGAUACUAAAGAGAACACGGAAAUGUCAAAACAACUCACUGAUAACUCAAAAGUUUCAGAUGAAUAUCGCUUCUAUCAAGAAAUGAAAGAUUAUGUCAAAAACCUGGUUGCCUGUCUUCGUGAAAAAGUUCCAGAUAUUAAUAAUAUGGAAAAAGCAGCGAGUGUGAUGUGGAAGACACGAUCUGAAAAUCUAAUCGGCCGGAGGAUACAAGAUGUUAGAGAUGAGUCCUCCAAGUUUAUGUCCGGGAAGGCAGCUUUGGAAAAAGGUAAUCAUCUUCAAGAUGCAGAGCUCACACAAAGAGUCCGGGAGCGGGAAGCAAGGAGGACACGAAGAAGAGCUGAUAGACAAAUAAAGAAGAAAGAUGCAGAGCACCAUGACGGUUGUUCUUCAGAUGAUGAAGUCACAUCAAUGGAAGAGGCAAAGAUUUCGGCCGAAAUAAGCAGGUUACAAAAGGAGUCGAGUGAGUUGUUUGAUGAUGUAGUGGACGAGUUUUGUGAAAUAAAAUGCAUCCUGAAACAUUUUGAGACUUGGAGGACUGACCAUUCAGAUUCAUACAAUGAUGCGUACAUCGCACUCUGUAUACCUAAACUAUUGGUGCCUUUCAUACGAUUCGAAACUUUACUGUGGAAUCCUCUAAACGGUGAUUCAGCACCAUUGGAACAAGCAGAGUGGUUCAAAACACUUAGUUGGUAUGGAAUGCACUGUAUUGAUGAUGUCGGAGAUCAUGCUAACAUGGAUGACACCAAGGUUCUUGCUAAUCUAUAUGAAAAAGUGAUUCUUCAAAAGCUGGUUCAGUUGAUCAAAGAAGUGUGGGAUCCACUAUCUACAUUUCAAACUGUAAAUUUGGUUAGUUUUAUGAAUAAUCUUUCUGGGUAUCCGUUCAUGGCUUCAGACAACCGACACUGCCAACAACUCGUCCAAGCCAUUUGUACCCGUUUUCAAAAUUCAUUAAAUAAUGACGUUUAUAUCCCAUUACUUCCCAGCAGUGUUAAAACAGAAGCUGCUCCAUUUUUGGAAAGACAGACAUGGAGUAGCAUAAAACUGUUCAAAAAUGUGCUGCUUCUGCAUGAGUUUUUGUCAUUCGAAGCUAUUACAGAACUUGCAUUUGAUUCCUUGCUAAACAGAUAUAUUAUACUUGCAUUGCAAACCUGCCCACUUAGUAAAUCGUGCUUGCUUAAAUGUAAAGAAAUUGUAUCUUCCAUACCAAGAGACUGGUUUGCAAAAUAUCCUGAUCUCCUGUGUCAUCUUUCCACACUCACCAGAUUUCUUGAGCAUUUCUCAAAAUCUGUUGCUUCCAGUUCUUUACCCGCCGAUAACUUACUGAAAAAGAAAGUGAAUAUUUUACUUCUUGAAAUAAAUUCAAAGUUUACAACGUAAUAUUUUAUCACACUACAAUUCUAAUCUUGUAUGACAAAAUUCAAUGUUUCAAUUAUUGUGCUGAUAAUCAAUUAAAAUUUUCAUUGACGUUUAAAAUGAGGAAUGUUUUAGAGAAUUUAAAUAUCAGCAACCACUUUAAGUCAACUAAAUUUAUUGUUUUUAUUAG